Molecule: messenger RNA, 423 nt
Organism: Budorcas taxicolor (takin)
Lineage: Eukaryota; Metazoa; Chordata; Mammalia; Artiodactyla; Bovidae
Gene: PHLDA2
Product: pleckstrin homology like domain family A member 2
Exons: 1
Coding region: 10-423 (137 amino acids)
Biological process (GO): placenta development; positive regulation of apoptotic process
Molecular function (GO): phosphatidylinositol phosphate binding
Source: RefSeq, a predicted model, not a curated record
CUGGCGAACAUGAGGAGCCCCGGAGAGGUGCUGAGAGAGGGCGAGCUGGAAAAGCGAAGCGACAGCCUGUUCCAGGUGUGGAAGAAGAAGCGCGGCGUGCUCACCACCGACCGCCUGAGGCUGUUCCCCACCGGCCUCGGCGCGCGCCCCAAGGAGCUGCGUUUCCACUCCAUCCUCAAGGUGGACUGCGUGGAGCGCACCGGCAAGUACGUGUACUUCACCAUCGUCACCACCGACCACAAGGAGAUCGACUUCCGCUGCGCGGGCGAGAGCUACUGGAACGCGUCCAUCACGCUGGCGCUCAUCGACUUCCAGAACCGCCGCGCCCUGCAAGACUUCCGCAGCCUCCGCGAGCGCGCCGCGGCCGCCGCGGCCGCCGCGGAGCAGGAGCCCGAGGAGGCCGGGGCGGGCGGCCAGUCCUAA